This is a messenger RNA of Dermatophagoides farinae (American house dust mite), 349 nucleotides long. RefSeq lists its product as uncharacterized. NCBI's taxonomy places the organism in Eukaryota, Metazoa, Arthropoda, Arachnida, Sarcoptiformes, Pyroglyphidae. The record is from RefSeq and is a predicted model, not a curated record.
AAAAAAAUGCGUUUCGUAUACAUUCUAUUCAUGGCUAUAAUGAUAGUCACAUUAUUAUUAUCAUUACAAGAAGUUGAAGCUGGUAAACAAAAGAAACGUAUGCUUCUAUUAUUCUUAUUAUCAUUAUUGAAUCGAAAAAGGAUAAUUGCCCCAUUACCUUUGCCAUUACCACUACCAAUACCAAUUACGAUCAAAAAAGAACAUUCCGUACAUAAAGAACCAUUACCGUUGACUGUGGUCAAAGAAGAAUCCUAUGAUGAUCAUGAUAAAAGCCAAAGCUAUACACAUGAUGUCUAUUAGAUUGAUUUCGUUAAUUUUUUCCAAUUUUUUUUGUUUGUUCAUUAUCAUU